CGCCCGAAAUAAAUAUUGUGAGAGUUAAUACUGCGACCUUCUACAACGAUUAUUGGAAUUCCUUAUUUACCUAAGACAUUUGAGCACAUCACAAACGUUAAUUGAUUCUCGUUUUUAUAUAUAAAUAGGGAAAUUUGGUUUCGGAUCUCAGAAUAAGUUUCGGUUUUGCAAAAUGAACAUGGGACUGAUAACGAAUAUAAUACUAGUGACUACACUCCUAGUAGCUUUGUGCUCAUGUGCAGCUAUCAAUGAGCGUAAACAAGAUGAUCACAAGUUAGGUGGACCUGAAAAUCCCAACUCAUAUCCACCUGGUCAACAUCCGAAACAGAAAAGGGAAACUCCUAAUGGCGGUAUACUACUAGGUGGACCUGGAAAUCCCAACUCAUAUCCACCUGGUCAACAUCCGAAACAGAAAAGGGAAACUCCUAAUGGCGGUAUACUGCUAGGUGGACCUGGAAAUCCCAAUUCUUAUCCACCUGGUAAACAACCAAAACAAAAGAGGGAAACAACAAAUGAUGAUAUCAAACUAGGCGGUCCAGAUCACCCUGAAUCGUACCCACCAAACCAACACCCAAAACCGAAGAGAGAAACACCAAAUGGCGACAUCAAGCUAGGCGGUCCUGAAAACCCUCAAUCAUACCCACCAAACCAACACCCAAAACAGAAGAGACAAACAUCAAAUGGCAAAAUCUUACUUGGUGGACCUGAAAAUCCUAGCUCUUAUCCACCCGGAAAACAACCAAAACAAAAGAGAGAAACAUCAAAUGACGACAUCAAGCUAGGCGGUCCCGAACACCCUGAAUCAUACCCACCCAACCAGCACCCAAAACAAAAACGAGAUGCUUCUGCCCAAUUGGGAGGACCACAAAACCCAAACAGCUACCCACCUAAUAGCAGACCAACUAUUUUGGGAGGACCCAGUAAUCCCAAUUCUUAUCCACCUGGUAAACAACCGAAACAAAAGAGAGAAACACCAAGUGGCGACAUCAAACUAGGCGGUCCCGCACAUCCUGAAUCAUACCCUCCCAACCAGCACCCAAAACAAAAACGAGAUGCUUCUGCCCAAUUGGGAGGUCCACAAAACCCAAACAGCUACCCACCUAAUAGCAGGCCAACUAUUUUGGGAGGACCCAGUAAUCCCAAUUCUUAUCCACCUGGUAAACAACCGAAACAAAAGAGAGAAACACCAAGUGGCGACAUCAAACUAGGCGGUCCCGAACAUCCUGAAUCAUACCCACCCAACCAGCACCCAAAACAAAAACGAGAUGCUUCUGCCCAAUUGGGAGGACCACAAAACCCAAACAGCUACCCACCUAAUAGCAGGCCAACCAUUUUAGGAGGACCGAGUAAUCCCAAUUCUUAUCCACCUGGUCAACAUCCUCAGAAUAUAAGGCACGUGAGAGAAACAUCUUCAACUACUGAAGCAGCUCCUAAUCAUGCCCUGGAACAGUCAAAAUUAUUGAACAAGUCAGAAGAUAAAAAAGAAAUCAUAAAAACUACCACAUAAUUCAAAGAUUGUUAUUUUUAAUUUCAAACAAAUAAAUCAUUUUCGAGCAGUU
Messenger RNA from Coccinella septempunctata (seven-spotted ladybird), 1559 nucleotides. Its product is annotated as basic proline-rich protein-like. The coding region runs from base 173 to 1507 and encodes 444 amino acids. The record is from RefSeq and is a predicted model, not a curated record. The transcript has 4 exons. NCBI's taxonomy places the organism in Eukaryota, Metazoa, Arthropoda, Insecta, Coleoptera, Coccinellidae.